Messenger RNA from Athene cunicularia (burrowing owl), 5030 nucleotides. RefSeq names its product myosin VI (gene MYO6). The record is from RefSeq and is a predicted model, not a curated record. Gene Ontology annotation, biological process: actin filament organization; vesicle transport along actin filament; inner ear morphogenesis. The coding region runs from base 20 to 3817 and encodes 1265 amino acids. Lineage: Eukaryota; Metazoa; Chordata; Aves; Strigiformes; Strigidae. Gene Ontology annotation, cellular component: cytoplasm; myosin complex; actin cytoskeleton. The transcript has 33 exons. Gene Ontology annotation, molecular function: microfilament motor activity; actin filament binding; ATP binding.
GUAUUGGAUAGAUCCCACAAUGGACGAUGGGAAGCCUGUUUGGGCUCCACACCCAACUGAUGGGUUUCAGAUGGGGAUGAUUGUGGACAUUGGCACUGACAACUUAACUAUUGAACCUUUGAAUCAAAAAGGCAAGACUUUCCAGGCUGCUAUCAAUCAAGUGUUUCCUGCGGAAGAGGACAGCAAAAAAGAUGUAGAAGAUAAUUGUUCCCUUAUGUAUUUAAAUGAGGCCACUCUCCUUCACAAUAUCAAAGUUCGGUACAGUAAGGACAGAAUUUACACCUAUGUAGCCAACAUUCUUAUUGCAGUGAAUCCAUAUUUUGAUAUACCUAAGUUUUAUUCUUCAGAAACUAUUAAAAAGUACCAGGGUAGAUCACUUGGAACAUUGCCACCACAUGUUUUUGCUAUUGCUGAUAAAGCAUUCCGUGACAUGAAAGUACUCAAGAUGAGUCAGUCCAUCAUAGUCUCUGGAGAAUCGGGAGCUGGCAAGACAGAGAACACUAAAUUUGUUUUGCGGUAUUUGACAGAAUCCUAUGGUACUGGGCAAGAUAUUGAUGAUAGAAUUGUAGAAGCAAAUCCCCUAUUAGAAGCCUUUGGAAAUGCAAAGACUGUUCGCAACAACAACAGCAGUCGUUUUGGGAAAUUUGUAGAAAUUCACUUCAAUGAAAAGAAUUCGGUGGUUGGUGGAUUUGUAUCGCAUUACCUUCUGGAGAAAUCUAGGAUCUGUGUGCAAGGCAAAGAAGAGAGGAAUUAUCAUAUCUUUUACAGGCUUUGUGCUGGUGCUCCAGAAGACAUUAGGGAAAAACUGUAUCUAAGCUCUCCUGACAACUUCAGGUAUUUAAAUCGAGGCUGUACCAGAUACUUUGCUAACAAAGAAACAGACAAGCAGAUUUUGCAGAAUCGCAAGAGUCCUGAGGAAGAUGAGUAUCUCAAAGCAGGGUCCUUGAAAGAUCCACUCUUAGAUGAUCAUGGAGAUUUCAACAGAAUGUGCACAGCAAUGAAAAAGAUUGGACUGGAUGAUGCAGAAAAACUUGAUCUUUUUAGAGUAGUGGCUGGUGUCCUUCACCUUGGAAAUAUUGAUUUUGAAGAAGCUGGGAGCACAUCAGGGGGCUGCACGCUGCGGCCGCGGAGCGAACCGGCGCUGGAGCGCUGCGCCGCGCUGCUGGGGCUGGACCCGGAGGACCUGCGCGGCAGCCUCACGGCGCGCGUCAUGCUCACCACGGCAGGGGGCGCCAAAGGAACGGUCAUCAGGGUACCCUUGAAAGUGGAACAAGCAAACAAUGCUCGUGAUGCCUUGGCUAAAACGGUGUAUAGUCAUCUGUUUGACCAUGUAGUGAACAGGGUAAACCAGUGUUUUCCAUUUGAGACUUCUUCUUUCUUCAUUGGAGUUCUAGAUAUAGCUGGUUUUGAAUACUUUGAGCACAACAGUUUUGAACAAUUCUGUAUUAACUACUGUAAUGAAAAACUGCAGCAGUUUUUUAAUGAAAGGAUUCUGAAAGAGGAACAAGAACUUUACCAGAAAGAAGGCCUGGGGGUUAAUGAAGUGCGCUAUGUAGAUAAUCAGGACUGUAUAGAUUUGAUUGAAGCAAAAUUAAUAGGUCUACUGGAUAUUUUGGAUGAAGAAAACCGUCUUCCCCAACCAAGUGACCAGCAUUUUACUUCAGUUGUGCACCAAAAACACAAGGACCAUUUCAGGCUCUCUAUUCCUAGAAAGUCUAAAUUGGCUGUUCACAGAAAUAUCAGAGAUGAUGAAGGCUUUAUUAUCCGACAUUUUGCAGGAGCAGUAUGCUAUGAGACGAUGCAAUUUGUGGAAAAAAACAAUGAUGCUUUGCACAUGUCCCUUGAAUCUCUUAUAUGUGAAUCCAAGGACAAGUUUGUUCGACAGCUGUUUGAAUCUAACACUAACAACAACAAGGAUCCUAAACAAAAAGCUGGGAAACUUAGUUUCAUCAGUGUGGGAAACAAAUUCAAGACUCAGUUAAAUUUGCUUCUUGAGAAGCUUCACAGUACUGGGUCUAGCUUUAUUCGCUGUAUCAAACCUAAUUUAAAGAUGACAAAUCACCAUUUUGAAGGAGGACAGAUCCUCUCUCAGCUUCAGUGUUCAGGAAUGGUGUCAGUUCUGGAUUUAAUGCAAGGUGGUUUCCCUUCGCGAGCUUCAUUUCAUGAACUGUAUAAUAUGUACAAGAAAUACUUGCCUGAAAAAUUAGCUCGACUGGAUCCUAGGCUUUUCUGCAAGGCACUAUUUAAAGCCUUGGGAUUGAAUGAAAAUGAUUAUAAAUUUGGGCUAACCAAGGUGUUUUUCAGACCCGGCAAGUUUGCAGAGUUUGAUCAGAUAAUGAAGUCUGAUCCAGAUCACUUAGCAGAGCUAGUUAAACGAGUGAAUCACUGGCUUAUCUGCAGUCGCUGGAAGAAAGCUCAGUGGUGUUCUCUCUCAGUGAUUAAAUUGAAAAAUAAGAUAAAAUAUCGAGCCAGUGCUUGCAUUAAAAUACAAAAGACUAUUCGUAUGUGGCUUUGCAAGAGAAAGCACAAACCACGCAUUGAUGGCCUGAUAAAAGUGCGUAAGCUGAAGAAAAGACUUGAUAGAUUUAAUGAAGUAGUAAGUGCUCUGAAGGAGGGGAAGGUGGAGACAAGCAAGCAAGUCAAGGAGCUGGAGUAUUCUAUUGAUGCUUCAAUGACCAAAAUUAAGACCACUAUAAUGACUAGGGAACAGAUACAGAAAGAAUAUGAUGCUCUAGUUAGAAGUUCAGAGCAGCUUCUAAGUGCACUGCAAAAGAAGAAACAGCAAGAGGAGGAAGCAGAAAGGCUGAGACGCAUCCAGGAGGAAAUGGAAAAAGAAAGAAAGAGACGUGAAGAGGAAGAACAACAACGAAGGAAGGAAGAAGAGGAAAGACGUCUGAAAUCUGAGAUUGAGGCAAAGAGGAAACAGGAAGAGGAAGAGAGGAAAAAGAGGGAAGAUGAAGAAAAGCGUAUUCAGGCUGAAAUUGAGGCACAGCUAGCUAGAGAACGGGAAGAGGAAACCCAGCACCAGGCAGUGCUUGAACAGGAACGUCGUGAUCAUGAACUUGCAAUGAGAAUUGCCCAGAGUGAGGCAGAACUCAUCAGUGAUGAGGCUCAGCUUGAUUUAGGAUUGCGCAGGGGUCCUUCAGUUCAAGCCACAAAAGCUGCUGCUGGUACUAAGAAGCAUGAUCUCAGCAAGUGGAAAUAUGCAGAGCUUCGUGAUACAAUCAAUACAUCCUGUGAUAUUGAACUAUUGGCAGCUUGCAGAGAAGAGUUUCACAGGAGGCUAAAGGUAUAUCAUGCUUGGAAAUCCAAGAAUAAGAAACGCAAUGCAGAAACAGAACAGCGUGCUCCGAAAUCAGUCACAGACUAUGAUUUUGCACCAUUUUUGAGCAACUCACCUCAACAGAACCCAACAACCCAGCUACCAGCCAGACAAAAAGAGAUUGAAAUAAACAGACAACAGCGUUACUUCCGCAUUCCCUUCAUCCGUCCUGCUGACCAGUACAAAGAUCCCCAGAACAAGAAGAAGGGUUGGUGGUAUGCGCAUUUUGAUGGGCCAUGGAUUGCUCGACAAAUGGAACUUCACCCUGACAAGGCACCCAUUCUCCUUGUAGCAGGUAAGGAUGAUAUGGAUAUGUGUGAGCUUAAUCUUGAAGAGACUGGCUUAACUCGAAAGCGAGGUGCUGAAAUUUUGCCGAGACAGUUUGAAGAAAUUUGGGAGCGCUGUGGAGGUAUCCAGUAUCUUCAAAAUGCAAUUGAAAGCAGACAAGCUCGUCCUACAUAUGCUACAGCGAUGCUGCAGAACCUAUUGAAAUAAAUGGUCAUUUUGCACAGUAGUAUUUGAGAUGAGAACCCUUGCCCAUGAUACAAAGGGAAGAGUUCCUCUGUGCAACAGAGGAUGUAAACAUUCUAUGAUCAUAUUAGAGAUGUUUAAUAUAAAGUGAACAGAUUUUAUUAAUCAUGUGGCUUGUUAAUUUGUACUUUAUGAUGUUUAAUUUGUGUAGUGAACUUUACUAGGUAUGAGGUCCUUGAAGAAACUCCAGUCAGUGUAGCUUGUUGCAUUUUGUUUAUAUGUUGCAUUUUCUUUAACAGUUUCUGUUGUAACUCUUAAGACUUUUAAGCAAUCUGUACUUGGGUACAUAUUACAAAGAACUACACUGAAACUAACUUGUUAUAAAAUCCCCUCUUUAAGACACUGAAUAGUUGUCUUCAACUUGUGGCCUAGUAAAGAGGAUAUGCUGUUUCUAAUAACUGGAAUUGUGAGGCCUUAGCUUUGACUUCUGUUCCAGAGAAGUUGGAGUAUAAUUUUAUAUAAUCUGAGAUAUUUUAUGUCCUGAUUUGAAAACUGGUUAGUGUCUGUAUGUACUUUUUCAGAGACUGAUGGGAAAUCCUCCUAAACAUGGGACCCAUAAAUUCCUAUUUAAUGCAUUCUCUGUCAUGUUUUAAGAGGAAUGGCUUUCUGUACAUUCUGAGAAGAGCAUUCAUAUAUGUCAAUAUUGUGUAAUAUUGGAGGUACUCAAAGAAUGUACCCCUCAUUAAGUCUCAUACCACUUCUCUCUUAGCUUCUUUUUCUGUUUUCUCUUUAAGUACAAAUUUCCUUUAGACUUUUAUUUUUCUGACCAAAUUUUCAGUAGGAAUUCUUGGAGAGUUUGUUUGUCCAGGUGGUGUAACUUCAGUAUAUUCAAAAUUGUCCAAGACUUGUAUUGGGAGGCAUAUAAGAGUAUGGAUAGCAUAAGGGAACUAUGUUCAGCUUUUUGGUGGCAGUAUAGCGUAACGGUAUAGGGAGGCCUGAGUCUCAGACAUUCUGUUUAUUUUAAUUAUAAUGAGAUGCACAAGGUCUGUACCUUUUGCUAGAUGUUUAAAAAUUUGGUCCAAUAACAUAAUGCAUCGUUUAAAUACUAUGUGCUGAUGAAAUAGCUACAAUUUUUAGUAUACUGGAACAUCAUAGUGAUUUGGACACUGACCUUUAUCUUCCUAUCUUCUGUCAAAUUUCAUAGCUUGUAACAGUUCCCUUAUUAAGCAGUUCAUUU